AUGUCGACUGGAUUUCCAGAACAUGAGCAGAGACCUGUUACGCAACCUCUCAACCAAAACACAUCCGACUUCAGUCGGCAAUCUAUCCCUCAGAUGAGUGGCCUCGCUCAUCCACGAUCAUCGGGGCCCAUUGCGAGUGGCGCGGGCGGACAAAUGAGUACCGGUGGCAGCACAGAAGAGCAAAAGGGUAGCGGGACGAACAAAGCAGUCAAGACUCGCAGCCUAGACUAUGUGUUGCGGAGCGGUUUAGCGGGUGGAUUGGCAGGUUGUGCGGCAAAAACAGUUGUUGCACCCCUCGAUCGCGUCAAAAUCCUCUUCCAGGCAUCCAAUCCCCAAUUUGCCAAGUACACCGGUAGCUGGGCAGGCCUCGCGGCCGCCAUCCGCGACAUCAAGCGCUAUGAAGGUGCUUCAGGCCUGUUCAAAGGCCACUCGGCCACUCUCCUCCGUAUCUUCCCCUACGCCGCCAUCAAAUUCCUCGCCUACGAGCAGAUCCGCGCCGUCAUGAUCUCGUCCCCUGACCAAGAGACCUCCGUCCGCCGCUUAGUAUCCGGCAGCAUGGCCGGCAUCACAUCUGUAUUUUUCACAUAUCCGCUCGAGCUUGUACGAGUGCGAUUGGCCUUCGAGACCAAAAGAACAUCGCGAUCCUCUUUGAAGGACAUUUGCCGCCAGAUCUACAAUGAACGAAUCACCCCUCCCUCAACAGCCGCAGCAGCGUCCCAUUCCGCCUCGACCAGCGUUGCCGCCGCCGGAACCAUUUCUUCAACUGUGAACCAGGCCGUGCCUCGCUCGGGCUUCGCCAACUUUUACCGCGGAUUCGGCCCCACCAUCCUCGGCAUGCUUCCCUAUGCCGGCAUGUCUUUCCUCACCCACGACACAGUAGGCGACUGGCUGCGCCACCCCUCUGUCGCACAGUACACUACAAUCCCAGACUCGGAGUCCAAACCGAAGAAGGGUUCUCGACACCCCCAGCUCACUGCGGCCGCAGAGCUGUCUUCCGGUGCACUCGCCGGCCUGGUCUCCCAAACAUCCUCAUACCCACUUGAAGUGAUCCGACGCCGAAUGCAAGUCGGCGGCGCAGUUGGUGACGGCCGCCGUCUCGGAUUAUUAGAAACGGGCCGUAAAAUUUGGCUCGAGAGAGGAUUCCGCGGUUUCUGGGUUGGCUUGACCAUUGGGUACAUGAAGGUGGUGCCCAUGGUGGCUACCAGUUUCUUUGUUUAUGAGCGGUUGAAGUGGUCUUUGGGCAUUUAG
Messenger RNA from Penicillium cinerascens, 1248 nucleotides. Its product is annotated as coenzyme A transporter. Lineage: Eukaryota; Fungi; Ascomycota; Eurotiomycetes; Eurotiales; Aspergillaceae. Gene Ontology annotation, cellular component: mitochondrial inner membrane. The transcript is spliced from 2 exons. The record is from RefSeq and is a predicted model, not a curated record. Gene Ontology annotation, biological process: transmembrane transport. Bases 1 to 1248 code for a protein of 415 amino acids.